Messenger RNA from Lotus japonicus, 997 nucleotides. RefSeq lists its product as uncharacterized. The transcript is spliced from 5 exons. The record is from RefSeq and is a predicted model, not a curated record. NCBI's taxonomy places the organism in Eukaryota, Viridiplantae, Streptophyta, Magnoliopsida, Fabales, Fabaceae. Bases 204 to 518 code for a protein of 104 amino acids.
AUUUUCCUCCGUUAUUGUUCUUUCACCUUCUCGCGUCGCCCGUUUUCAUUUUCCACCUCUUAUAAUGGGUCAUCCGUUUAUCCCUUGAUGGCUUCUAUUUUCCACCUCCUUCUCAGAUAGAGAGUUCGAUUGUCAAAGGAGGCAUCUAUGGUCUCAGAAAAAAGGAAGGGAACCACCUUCUCUCCCCCUUGAACAAUGCAGUCAUGGAGAGUGAUAGGGGGAGAGAGAUAGAGAGAGUUCGAAGGAGGAGACAACCCUCUGCGUUCGCGGCGGUGGUCGGAUUUCGCGGCCGUUCUGCGCUCACCAGCAUGAAAGCAAUGGAUCCUAGGGGAUCUUGGGUACUUCCGAUAGCCGAGUGGAUGUUCAAAUAUGGUGGAAAUGACGAUGGCUUCUUGACUUUGUUAUUUCAGGUAUUGUGUUCUAAUUAUCUCACUGCUGCUAGAUGUUUUCGAUCCAAGGAAGUUUUCUCAGACAAAGAGAUCGAUGGUCAAAACAAGGAGAUUUUGGGGUUUAAAUGAGGGGAAAUGAGGAAAUCCCUUCGGCUUCAUGCCCAGAGGCAUUGGACCUGAUAUGUGGCAAAAACUUUUGAUGCGGAUGGAUUCUGCCUUAAAGGGCCACUUUUCAAAAGAUGAUGGAACUGAGUUGGUUCGUAACUUCUAUAUCAGUCUUACAUUAUGUGCUCCAGAACAAUAUUUGCCCCCUUCAUUUUUGCUCCAGAACAAUAUUUGCCUCCUUCACUUGCCACAACAUUGUGUGCUGUAAGACCCGGUGAUUUACUUAUGUUUUGUAUUAUUGAGGGAUAAUAUAAAGUACGAUGUUUUAUUUUCAGUAAGGAGGAAAUACUGAUUAAUUGUUACUAUAACGCUUGUAUAGUAAUUUAUUACGUAAUUAAUUAUUACGUAAAGCGCGAGUAGUCGAUAUGCAUGCAUGCACAUGCAUAAUUUUGGGUAGUGCAUAAUAUAUGCAAAAAGGGAAUUUUCGAGACUCAUAUCUAUUA